This is a messenger RNA of Colletotrichum phormii, 869 nucleotides long. RefSeq lists its product as uncharacterized. Lineage: Eukaryota; Fungi; Ascomycota; Sordariomycetes; Glomerellales; Glomerellaceae. Gene Ontology annotation, biological process: nucleoside metabolic process. The record is from RefSeq and is a predicted model, not a curated record. Bases 378 to 845 code for a protein of 155 amino acids. The transcript has a single exon. Gene Ontology annotation, molecular function: catalytic activity.
AAAUGUGUUACAAACAGUGUUCUGUGCCUUAAAGUUAACAUGUUAUGAAAAAGUUAGGGGUUAUUAGUGGAAGGGCGAGUUUAUAUACCUAUUAGGUCAAUCCGACAGAAACUCUGAACAGGCCAGCCGCCGCAACUCAGCAUGCGCCAAGUUAUUGUCAUGUUGGCCAGGCUGCGCCCGCGCAAUACUUUUUCUUUGAUACUCUCUUGCUCAGUCUACUGCAGACAGGAGCGCCCGUUCGUGCCUACUGGGGCUCGCCAGGCACCUUCAAUCUUAUCGUACAUCGCGACGUCCGUUAUUCGAUCAAACAGAUUGAGCCGCCAUCACCAAAUGCCUCGACUACGUGUACUCAAUCUUAACCCGCUCCAUCAGUCGAUAUGUCUGAUCCAUCACUGUAUACGAUCGGCUGGAUCUUCGCCAUCGUUCCUGAGUUCGUCGCAGCCCGGCUCUUCCUCGACGAGGUCCACGAAGAGCUUAGAUCGCAGUCCAAGAACGACAAUAACUCGUACAAGCUCGGACGCAUGGGCAAGCACAACGUCGCAAUCGCGGCCCUUCCUCAUGGCGAAUACGGGGAAAGCUCGGCGGCAUUUGUCGCUCGGGAUAUGAUCCGCACAUUCGAGAACAUACGGGUCGGGCUCAUGGUUGGCAUCGGCGGCGGAGCCCCAAGUCUAGAGAAAAAUAUCCGUCUGGGCGAUAUUGUCGUCAGUUCUCCGACUGGUGGGUACGGCGGUGUGCUCCAGUACGAUUUUGGCAAGUCUAUGGCGGAUGUGUUGGUAUGCACGUCAGCAGGGCAACCGUACGAUUGGAACGAAGUGUCAAUAAUGGUCUAUUAUUGCUGCGUAUGAAGGUGGAAGGAGGAGAUUAUGGGC